CGGUGAAACACGGACUGAAAUAUUGAAAACAACAAUUGUGUAUUUAUCAGUUUAUUACGGUUCCUUGGAGUAAAAUAGUCAUUAGAUGCUUAAUAACACUGUUAAACAUCCUAUAUAACUACCGGAACAAAAGCUGACAUUUACAGUAAAAACUAAAUAUGUCUGUAUAUACGUGUAUCGCAUGUCGGGUUGUGUUUGCUGACGGGGAGACACAGAGAUCUCACUAUAAAACAGACUGGCACAGAUACAAUCUGAAGAGAAAGGUUGCAGAGUUACCCCCUGUUAGUGCUGACAACUUCCGUCAGAGGGUCCUUGGUGCCCAGCAAACACCUGGUUUUUCAAAGCAUAUUUAUCCUCAGGUUGUGGCAGAAGACAAACAGGCAUUGAAAUGUGGUGUGUGUGGGAAAAACUUUAACUCCCAGAAUGCACUUCAGAACCAUCUACAGUCGAAGAAACACAAGGAAGCAGAAGUUAAGGAAGCACAGAGAAGACAGAAGGAGGUUGAGAAAAUAAACGAAAAAAAUAAAGAAAAAGGAAUAGAGGUGCAGCCAGAAAAUAACGAAAAGUUGGAGAAAGAUGUUGCUAAUAGGGAGAUGAAGGAAAAGCUUGGAAACGCAGCUUCAGGGAAUGAAUUAGGGGCCACUGGUGGGGCAGAUGAUGAAGAAAUGGAAGAUGCAGAUACAGACAGUGAGGUGGAGUCAGUGGACAGUUUUGGUGAUGAAGAUGGACUAGGUAUUGAGGAAUGUCUGUUUUGCUCACACAUCAGUCAAUCUCUAUUUGUAGAUACAGACAGUGAGGUGGAGUCAGUGGACAGUUUUGGUGAUGAAGAUGGGCUAGGUAUUGAGGAAUGUCUGUUUUGCUCACACAUCAGUCCAUCUCUGGAGGAAAAUAUGAAACAUAUGACAGUAAAGCACAGUUUUUUCCUACCAGAUGCUGACUAUAUCUCCGACCUAGAGGGACUUGUUACAUACCUUGGUCAGAAGGUUGGAUUGGGUAACGUUUGUCUGUGGUGUAAUGAAAAAGGGAAACGAUUUUACACGACAGAGGCGGUUCAGAAGCACAUGAUUGAUAAAGGUCAUUGUAAGAUUCUGCAUGAAGGAGAUGUGAUAUUAGAAUAUGCUGACUUCUAUGAUUACAGGAGCAGUUAUCCGGACCACAAUCCUGAGGAAGAGGACAGGGAAACUGAAGAAGAGAUGGAGGUAGAUGUAUCGCCAGACGUUCUUGCAGCCGAGGGUUAUGAACUUGUACUACCGUCAGGAGCAACAAUUGGUCACAGGUCAUUACAUAAAUAUUACAAACAGAAUAUAAAUCCUAGAUCAGGGGAGAGAACCAAGUCAGUAUUACCAAAGAUGUUGGCACAGUACAAAGCCCUUGGAUGGACUGGAGCCACAGGUGUAGUGGCCAAACAGAGAUGUAAGGAUUUGGCAGCUGUACAGAGAAUGAAGAACCGAGUCCGUAUGCAGUUAGGAACGAAGGCAAACAAGUUCCAGCCUCACUACAGACCUCAAGUUAUCUUCUAAACAAGUUAAACCUUUUUUAGCUUCACUACAGACAUCAAAUUGUCCUUUAAACUGUUAAAACUGCUUUCAGCCUCACUACAAAUUUCAAGUUGUCUUUUAAACAAGUUAAACAUUCUUAGCCUCACCACAAACUUCUAGUCGCUUAAACUGCUGUCAGCCUCACCACAGGCCUCAAGUUCCCCUCAUUAACCAUUAAACUGCUGUCAGCCUCACCAUAGACCUCAUUUGUUUCAAAGUGAUUUUCAUGCUCACUGGUAUUGAAAACUCUGGUGCAUGUAGUGUUUGAACUAACCCUUUGUGUCUUCAGCUCAAUUGUUUUUUUUGGCUGUUUUUAUUGUUAUCAGCUAUACAUCUGUUCCCAAUGCCAAAAAGUAUGUAUUUUCCCAAAAUGAGUACAAAAAUUCCCAAUCUACAUUCUGAAAAAAGUUCCAUCAAAAUUGCACAAACAUUGACCAAAAUAUGGUCUAUUUUGUAAUGGCAGUAUGUUAAACAGGUUGUACAAUGUGAAACAAGUGUAUGAGAAGGUGCUUAAAUACAUCCUUACUAUAUCCUAUGGAACUAUGAAUAUUUACCAAUUUGGAACAUUUGCUCACCAAAAUUCCCAAUUUUGGGGUUUUAGGCUAUGUUCCCAAAACAGCAAGAAAAAACCCUGAGCUGCUCAAAUGCAGAAAAGUUAGUAUAUGUCACUAUAGACUGACACGAUUAACUAGAAAAUGAGGUAAUUAGUCCACUACUGCCCAUCCAUAACACAAUGUGGGAUCCUGCAAUAUAUUUAAAAGUAACUAAAAGUACAAGAUAUUUUUCAUGAAAUUUAAUACAAGAUAGAUGACAACACAGAGUAUAUGCACAUCCUUAAAUUUUGUUGCUAUGGCAAAAGAUGUGUUUGCUCUUGCAACAAAUGUUUAAGAAAUAUGACAAAAAAGCGUAUUCUGUGAUAACUCAAAAAGCAUUACAGACUGUUGAAUGGAUGGACAAAGGGAAAAAAUAAAAUAACAUAGACCUUCCUGUGUUAACUUAGACCUUCCUGUGUUAACUUUAAAUGUUAACGAUUUUUGAUGGGACCUGGUUUAUAGAUACCCGGCUGUUUGAAGAAUACUGUGAAAUCAUUUUUAUUCGCAUAGGGCGAAUUUUCGCGUAUUUCGCGCCAGGACCGAUGCGCGAAUUUAAGACCGCGCUAUUAUUAUUUUUUAUUAUAUUUAUCAUUGCUAUAAUUGAAAAUGCGCGAAUAAAGCCUGCGGGAAACAGUCCUUCCUCACGUUUGCGCGAAAUUUCAUGCCAGCGAAUUUAAAUGAUUUCACAGUAUUAAAGUCCAUCAGUUAAGACUUACUAUUAAAAAUGUGGUUUCUAUGGCAACAGACAUGCAAAAUACCCCUUCAGGUUGCGAACUUUCAAUGCUGGGUUACAAGUGUUGUAUGAAAUACUGAAUUCUGUUGAACAAGUACACAACAGUACUAAUGUUAUUUACGUGAGGCAAAGGUAAAAUGCAUUUAAGAUAAAAUUUUGAAACUUGG
Mercenaria mercenaria is the source of this 3031-nucleotide messenger RNA. RefSeq names its product cytoplasmic 60S subunit biogenesis factor ZNF622-like. The transcript has 9 exons. Gene Ontology annotation, molecular function: nucleic acid binding; zinc ion binding. The coding region runs from base 159 to 1520 and encodes 453 amino acids. The record is from RefSeq and is a predicted model, not a curated record. Gene Ontology annotation, cellular component: preribosome, large subunit precursor. NCBI's taxonomy places the organism in Eukaryota, Metazoa, Mollusca, Bivalvia, Venerida, Veneridae. Gene Ontology annotation, biological process: ribosomal large subunit biogenesis.